Molecule: messenger RNA, 2375 nt
Organism: Lepus europaeus (European hare)
Lineage: Eukaryota; Metazoa; Chordata; Mammalia; Lagomorpha; Leporidae
Gene: ULK3
Product: unc-51 like kinase 3
Exons: 16
Coding region: 30-1466 (478 amino acids)
Biological process (GO): autophagy; peptidyl-serine phosphorylation; protein autophosphorylation
Cellular component (GO): cytoplasm; autophagosome
Molecular function (GO): ATP binding; protein serine/threonine kinase activity
Source: RefSeq, a predicted model, not a curated record
AGCACCUGGGCGCGUGCGCGGCGGCCGCGAUGGCGGGGCCCGGCUGGGGCCCCCCGCGGCUGGACGGCUUCAUCCUCACCGAGCGCCUGGGCAGUGGCACCUACGCCACGGUGUACAAGGCCUACGCCAAGAAGGACACUCGCGAGGUGGUGGCCAUAAAGUGCGUGGCCAAGAAGAGCCUGAACAAGGCGUCCGUGGAGAACCUGCUGACGGAGAUCGAGAUCCUCAAGGGCAUUCGGCACCCCCACAUCGUGCAGCUCAGGGACUUCCAGUGGGACAGCGAGCACAUCUACCUCAUCAUGGAGUUCUGCGCGGGCGGCGACCUGUCCCGCUUCAUCCACACCCGCAGGAUUCUGCCUGAGAAGGUGGCCCGGGUCUUCAUGCAGCAGCUGGCCAGCGCCCUGCAGUUCCUGCACGAGCGGAACAUCUCCCACCUGGACCUGAAGCCGCAGAACAUUCUGCUGAGCUCCUUGGAGCGGCCGCACCUGAAGCUGGCAGACUUCGGCUUCGCCCAGCACAUGUCCCCGUGGGACGAGAAGCACGUGUUGCGUGGCUCACCCCUCUACAUGGCGCCCGAGAUGGUGUGUCGGCGACAGUACGACGCCCGCGUGGAUCUCUGGUCCGUGGGGGUCAUCCUGUACGAGGCGCUCUUUGGGAAGCCCCCGUUCGCGUCCAGGUCCUUCUCGGAGCUGGAGGAGAAGAUCCGGAGCAGCCGGGUCAUCGAGCUCCCCCUGCGGCCGCCGCUCUCCAGAGACUGCCGGGACCUGCUGCAGCGGCUCCUGGAGCGGGACCCCAGCCGCCGCAUCUCCUUCCAGGACUUCUUCGCCCACCCCUGGGUGGACCUGGAACACAUGCCCAGCGGGGAAAGCCUGGCCCGAGCCACCGCCCUGGUGGUGCAGGCCGUGGCGAAGGACCAGGAGGGGGACGCAGCCGCCGCCUUGUCACUCUACUGCAAGGCCCUGGACUUCUUCGUGCCCGCCCUGCACUACGAGGUAGAUGCCCGGCGAAAGGAAGCGAUUCAGGCAAAGCCCCUCGGCCCCCUGCAGGUGAGCCAGUACGUGUCCCGGGCUGAGGAGCUCAAGGCCAUCGUGUCCUCCUCCAAUCAGGCCCUGCUGCGCCAGGGGCCCUCUGCCCGCGACCUGCUCAGAGAGAUGGCCCGGGACAAGCCACGCCUCCUGGCUGCCCUGGAAGUGUCUGCUGCUGCCAUGGCCAAGGAGGAGGAAGCUGGCGGGGAGCAGGAUGCCCUGGACCUGUACGAGCGCAGCCUAGGAGAGCUGCUACUGCUACUGGCAGCAGAGCCCCCCGGCCGGAGGCGGGAGCUGCUUCACGCCGAGGUCCAGAACCUCAUGGCUCGAGCUGAGUACCUAAAGGAGCAGGUCAAGAUGAGGGAGUCUCACUGGGAGGCCGAGACCCUGGACAAAGAGGGGCUGUCGGAGUCGGUCCGCAGCUCUUGCACCCUGCAGUGACCGGGAAGGCUGGAUGGAGAGGCAGCCGCGCCAGGCCAGGCUGAUGCCCAGGACUUGGUGCCCCUGCAGCCCGGGAGAGCCUCGGCUGGGCACCUCUGGGACCCCAUGCCCCAGGGUCCACAGCCUCGCUCGGGACCCCCGGACCGCAGAGGUGUGCCAGGGCAGGAUGCUGCAAGGAGAGGAGACUUUCUCCCAUGAGACCCGUGGGUCCUGACCCCGUGUGGCAGGCGCCCCAGCAUGGGCAGCAGUGCCCUGCGUUCCCCCGUCCUCGUCUCCCUCCCUGCACUGGAACAGGGCCCGCAGAGCCCCUCAGGGACCACCCCGCCCAUAGCCCUGCCCUCCCGGGUUCUGGGCCCUGCCUGCUUCUCAGUACUUUCCAGUGCUCCUGCAGGCACGGAGCAAACUCCCUUCCCGGGGUGGGCUGCUCCUGCCCUGGCCUGGGCCUGGGCCUGGGCCUGCCGCAGCCCCGGGCUACCCGGUCCUGGGCCUGGUGCUGCUGUGACCCUGGCAGCCCCUUCCCUUCCCGGGGUGGGCUGCUCCUGCCCUGGCCUGGGCCUGGGCCUGGGCCUGCCGCAGCCCCGGGCUACCCGGUCCUGGGCCUGGUGCUGCUGUGACCCUGGCAGCCCCUUCCCUUCCCCGGGUGGGCUGCUCCUGCCCUGGCCUGGGCCUGGGCCUGGGCCUGCCGCAGCCCCGGGCUACCCAGUCCUGGGCCUGGUGCUGCUGUGACGCCAGCGGGUGACCCUGGCAGCCCCUUCCCUUCCCGGGCUCAUGGGGACAGAGGGGCUGACCCCUAGAGAAAGGGGCACACCUGGGCUCUAGGCAGCGUUCUCUGACAGAGCUGGGGCGUCGGUGCCCGAGCCCAGCUGUAAGAAUGCACUCCCUCGUUUCGCUAUUAAAUUAUUUUCUCUA